CUCCCUCCUUACCUGGGACAGCUCCGCGCUCUGCCCCAAACGGCUCCAGAAUCGCGCUGGCCGAGCCAGCUGCCCGGACUAGGCUGUAGGAGACCCCCGGGGUGGGCCUUCCGAAGAGUGGCAGGGGAGGGGGCCAAUGGGAGAUGAGCACCAUCCGCGCCCCGCCCCCCCCAUCAGUCCCGGGGCCGCUCACCUGAGCUCCGGCUCCCGACUUAGCUGCGCUUCCGAAGCUCCAGCGAGUGUCCGGCGCGGGCGUCCCGGGCCCCUGCUCAGGUGCGUGACCCUGCCGGCCUCCGCUUCGAGCACUGGCGCGGAGGGCUGGGGGCGGCUCGCUUGGAAGCCCGGGCUCGGAGGGGGGCGUAGUGCCCCGCGCGUUGCCUUGGCGACCUUGGCCCGUCUCCGAGGGAGCUCAUUGGCCGCCUCGGGCGGGGCUUCUCCCCCCCCACCCCCCUCUCCCGGGCCCGGGAGUCCCGCAGGGGGCGCGCUCCCCGCCCCUCUCCUGCCUGAGGCCAGUGCGUGAGUUUCGGGCCAGGUAGGAUGCGGGGCGCGGUCUGGGAGGGAGGGCCCCCUCGAGAGUGUGGGCGGCCCCCCGCGAGGGCUCCUCUGGGGAGCCGGGGGAUGGGCGUGAGGGGCUUGAGUGCCCCCUGCAGCCGCGCCCGGGAAGGGAAGGCUCCGGGGCAGCAUUUCAGCGGGGCUGCCCGGGCCCCACGCCGGGCCCCAUCCUUUGGCGGGGGAGGAGGCCCGAGCGGGAGUUUGAUCUCUGCCCGCCCGAGCUUUUGUUCUCUUUGGGCCGCCUGCUGAAUGGGCAGGGGCCGGGGCCCCUUCUCUUCCGGGGGCCUUGGCUCUUGGCCAGCGGGGACUCCCGGAGCCUCAGCCCUUGGCCCCCGGAGCUCAAGAGGCAGGACGAAGGGCUUCCCACUUGCGAGCUUGGGGGCUCCCGGAGACACUUCUCGGAGCAGGUGCUUCGCGGUGAAGGGGGAGGGGGAGGGAACGUUCUAAUGAGAAUCUCCGGGGCCUGCCGGGCUUUCUCGUUGUGGCGCUGGGGGGGGGCGGGAUGCUGGAGCCCUGUAGCGCCGGACCCCCAGCCCUGCGGCUACAGUGGGGGCUCACGCUGUCUCCCCCUCGCCGUGCGGAUCAGGAACGGGACUAGGAAAGACACUCCCCAUCCCAGAACUUCCCGCUGCGCGGAGAGCGCCGCAUCUGGAGGCGGGCACCUUCUCUCCAAGGUGCUCCAGCUCGCCGGGUCUCUUCCCUUCUCUGUAAGACGAGAGCCUGGAAGAGAUCCCUUGCCCGGGGAGAAACCUCAGAGGGUUAUCCACUCCCAUUUUACAGAUGGGGAAAGCGAAGUCCCCAAGGUGAGAUUUGCCCAGUCCCACGGUAGUAAGCGUCUCGGGCGGCCCGCGGCUCCCUGCCAGCCUUUGCUGCCGGAAUCCCGCCCGACUUCGGAGUGGUCACCGGGCAGCCCGGGGCCUCAGGCCACCUGUGGUGCUCGGUAACACGCGGGCUUCCUCCCUCGGCCCCAUCCCGCCUGGGCUUUAAGCAGAAUUCUCGGCUUUUGCUUUGCUCUAGAUCAGCUCAGCCAUUAAAGCUGCAGCCCGCAGGACUCUAAUUUUUCCUCUCUGAAGCCCCACGCCCGUGCGGAGAAGGGUUGAGGGCCAUCAGGGCCUCGAGAUGUCCCGUAGAUUUGGUUGGCUUGCUCUGUACUGUCUGUCAGUGACACUCUUCACAUGUCUCCUCUUUUUGAAGAAGGAGACGAAACCAGCUCUCCCUGGGGGCCCAGGGCAGGUGGAGGGCCCUGUGGCCAGGCAUUCUUUCUGGGCACCCCCAGCGCCCCACCGAAGCCCGUGUCUGCCCAAUUCGGUGAUCAAUACAUCCACAGUCCUGCCUGUCCGUCACCGCCUCUUCUUGACCUAUAAGCACUGCCGGAACUUCUCGAUCCUACUGCAGCCCACAGGCUGCCCUACCGACACCUUCCUCCUGCUGGCAAUUAAAUCCUUGCCUGCUCACGUGGACCGCCGUGCAGCCAUCCGCAGCACCUGGGGCCGGGUUAAGGCCCAGGGUGGGCGGCAGCAGCUCAAACUGGUCUUCCUCCUGGGAGUAGAGGGAACUUCCCCACCCCCCCAGUUGUUACUUUAUGAGAGCCAGGAAUUUGAUGACAUUUUACAGUGGAACUUUACUGAGCACUUUUUCAACUUGACUCUGAAGGAGCUUCAUCUCCAAAGAUGGCUGGCUACCAGUUGUCCACAGGCUCGGUUUGUCCUCAAGGGGGAUGACGACGUCUUUGUCCACGUGCCCAACAUCCUGGAGUUCCUGGAAGGGCAAGACCCCAACCGGGAUCUCUUUGUGGGGGAUGUGAUCAGUGAAGCCCUGCCUAACCGAAACAAUAGGGUCAAGUACUUUAUCCCCACCUCCAUGUACCGUGCCCGUCACUACCCACCCUACGCUGGAGGUGGGGGAUACGUCAUGUCCCAGGCAACAGUUCGAGGGCUGCAGGCUGUGGUAGAGGAGGUGGACUUAUUUCCCAUCGAUGAUGUUUUUGUGGGGAUGUGCUUGAAGAAACUGGGAGUGAAGCCAACCCACCACGCAGGAUUCAAGACCUUUGGGAUUCGGCGUCCCCUGGACCCCCUGGACCCAUGUCUGUACAAGGGGCUGCUGCUGGUGCACCGUCUCAGCCCCCUGGAGAUGUGGACUACAUGGGCUUUGGUGAAGGACGAGGGCCUGAGGUGUGCUGCCCUUCCUGCUCCGGUCCAACAGAGUGGCUAAGGGGUCUACUGGGAGGUCGACUGGUAGUUUUCAAAAGCUAGUAGAGGACUUUGCUAUUGGUUACUUUCUAUAAAGGCUAAAAUAGUGGAGAGCUUUUAAACUAAUGUAGAUUGAUGAGAAUUUAUAUCCUAAGGUGUAAUCCCCCAGAUUCCCUUUAACUUUUAACUCUGUCUCUCUGACACAACACACACGCACACCCACCCACCCCAUGUCUCUACCAAAGCAAAAGUUUUUCAAGAAACAAGUGGAUUCCAAGUGAUGAAUGGCUAUUCUACAAUCCUAAAACACUUUUUUUUUUUUUUUUUUUUUUUAAAGAGAAAGGGUGUGUGUGUAAAAAAAACAAACAAACUAGUAAAAGGGAACAAAGCAACACAAGGCAAGGAGAGUUUCAUUUAAGGGACUCCUGUUUCAUAACAAGUACAAACACAUUUCACGAACUGUGCAGCCAAGCCUUCUGGCAGAGCCAGGCCAGGCCAGGCAUUUUUAUCUUAGCCACAUUUAGGUCAAAGAGGGCAUGAACUUUUAAAAAACAAAUACUAUAAACACGA
Messenger RNA from Sarcophilus harrisii (Tasmanian devil), 3311 nucleotides. RefSeq names its product UDP-GlcNAc:betaGal beta-1,3-N-acetylglucosaminyltransferase 4 (gene B3GNT4). The transcript is spliced from 2 exons. The coding region runs from base 1672 to 2763 and encodes 363 amino acids. Lineage: Eukaryota; Metazoa; Chordata; Mammalia; Dasyuromorphia; Dasyuridae. The record is from RefSeq and is a predicted model, not a curated record. Gene Ontology annotation, cellular component: membrane. Gene Ontology annotation, molecular function: hexosyltransferase activity.